GUGAAGCUGCUGAAGGAGAUGGAGCCGCCGUCGCUGAGUGCCCGGGUCCCGGCUUUGGCCCAGCUGCCGCCGCCUCAGUGACCCCACUCCCCCCGCACUGGGCCAUCUGGGCCAGAGUGGGGGAACCCCGCCGCCCCGCCCCCCUCUCCCCCAAUACCAUCCCCUCUACCCCACCCCCCAGCUUGCGCGCGCGCGGAGCCGCCUCAGAGACUGGCCAUUCCUGGGAUGACCUGGGAAUUCCUCCCCCCUGCACUGCUCCCCAAGCACUUGGAUAAUGAAGCUGAGCUGCCUUCCUCUGUGUGGCAUGUAGACAGAAGGUCACCGUCUACAGCCAGCAGAAUCUCUUUAAGAUGGACAUAGAAGACUGCAAUGGCCGCCUCUAUAUGUCUGAUCCCGAACCUGGUGUUGGGGGCUCCGGAGAGGAACAGUAGGAAAGAACGUCUGUCCUGAACUGCCUCCCUCCUGAGGCCCCCAUUUUCCUCUCCGCCCUGGCCCGCUCAGCCCCAGCCCUGCUUCCUGUGGACGUCAGGCAGUGAUGCUCUUCCCCUCAGACCUAGAUAAAGGUAGCGGGGACUCGUCUCUGGAGAAGGAGUUCCUUGGGGCCCCAGUGGGGCCCUCUGUGAGCACCCCCAACAGCCAGCACUCUUCUCCUAGCCGCUCACUCAGUGCCAACUCCAUCAAGGUGGAGAUGUACAGCGAUGAGGAGUCGAGCAGACUGCUGGGGCCAGAUGAGCGGCUCCUGGAAAAAGACGACAGUGUGAUUGUGGAAGACUCAUUGUCCGAGCCCCUGGGUUACUGUGAUGGGAGUGGCCCAGAGCCUCACUCCCCUGGUGGCAUCCGGCUGCCCAAUGGCAAGCUCAAGUGUGAUGUCUGCGGCAUGGUCUGUAUUGGACCCAACGUGCUCAUGGUGCACAAGCGCAGCCACACGGGUGAAAGGCCCUUCCACUGCAACCAGUGUGGUGCCUCCUUUACCCAGAAGGGGAACCUGCUGCGCCACAUCAAGCUGCACUCUGGGGAGAAGCCCUUCAAAUGCCCUUUUUGCAACUACGCCUGUCGCCGGCGUGAUGCACUCACUGGCCACCUCCGCACACACUCAGUCUCCUCUCCCACAGUGGGCAAGCCCUACAAGUGUAACUACUGUGGCCGGAGCUACAAACAGCAGAGUACCCUGGAGGAGCACAAGGAGCGGUGCCACAACUACCUACAGAGUCUCAGCACUGAAGCCCAAGCUCUGGCUGGCCAACCAGGUGAUGAGAUACGUGACCUGGAGAUGGUGCCAGAUUCCAUGCUGCAUUCAUCCUCUGAGCGGCCAACUUUCAUUGAUCGCCUGGCCAACAGUCUCACCAAACGCAAGCGUUCUACCCCUCAGAAAUUUGUAGGCGAAAAGCAGAUGCGCUUCAGCCUCUCAGACCUCCCCUAUGAUGUGAACUCGGGUGGCUAUGAGAAGGAUGUGGAGUUGGUGGCACACCAUGGCCUGGAGCCUGGCUUUGGAGGUUCACUGGCCUUUGUGGGGGCAGAGCAUCUGCGUCCCCUCCGCCUCCCACCUACCAACUGCAUCUCGGAACUCACGCCUGUCAUCAGCUCUGUCUAUACCCAGAUGCAGCCUCUCCCCAGUCGACUGGAGCUUCCAGGGUCUCGAGAAGCAGGUGAGGGACCCGAGGACCUGGCUGAUGGAGGCCCCCUCCUCUACCGGGCCCGAGGCCCCCUGACUGACCCUGGGGCAUCCCCCAGCAAUGGCUGCCAGGACUCCACAGAUACAGAGAGCAACCACGAAGAUCGGGUUGGGGGGGUAGUAUCCCUUCCUCAGGGUCCCCCACCCCAGCCACCUCCCACCAUUGUGGUGGGCCGGCCCAGUCCUGCCUACGCCAAAGAGGACCCCAAGCCACAGGAGGGCUUACCACGGGGCACCCCAGGUCCCUCCAAGGAAGUGCUUCGGGUGGUGGGUGAGAGUGGCGAGCCCGUGAAGGCCUUCAAGUGUGAGCAUUGCCGCAUCCUCUUCCUGGACCACGUCAUGUUCACUAUCCACAUGGGCUGCCAUGGCUUCAGAGACCCUUUUGAGUGCAACAUCUGUGGUUACCACAGCCAGGACCGGUACGAGUUCUCUUCCCAUAUUGUCCGGGGGGAACAUAAGGUGGGCUAGCGACCUCUCCUCCUCUCAGUCCACCACUCCGCUUACAUACAGGUGUCUAGCCCUGCCCUCACCAUAUCCCAAGGAGUUUUGCUUUGUAGCCCUCACCACUGGCUACCUGACUUCACACCUGACCCUGACCCCUCCCCACCUACUCUCCUCAUCUACCCUGACUUAUUUAAACAUUGUGAUGAAAUAGGUCAUUUGCUUAUGUUUCCCUUUUUUCUCUUCUCCUCACAGAGUUAUUUGUUAAUUAGUUGUUUUUUUUUUUAAACUUGUACCAGUCAUUUGCCACUCCCCCACUCUCCAUGGCCCCUUCCACUUUAGGCCUAAUUUUUCUCUUUGAUCCAGCUCCCUCCUCCAACAGCACCAGGAAUAGGAAGCUCCUCUUAGUAUAAAAAGACCUUGAGCUUCUUCUUGCUUUGUGUCCUCACUCUUUAUAUUAUCUAAUUCUUCAGUUUUGAUGCUGAUACCUCCUUCUGGCCCUACCUUAGGUCUGUGGCAUUAUAUCUCCUCUCUGGGACCCUUCAACCUGGUACUCCAUACCUCUUGUGCCCUCUCACUUUAGGCAGCUUGCACUAUUCUUGAAUGAAUGAAAAAUUUUCUCACUUGGAAGUAGGAGAAGAUGAAGAAAUUCUCCCGGGGACUGUGGGACUGAAGGUCUUCUUGACGUCCCCCUAGUAAUAUGAAUUCCUCAAAGCCCACGUUUGGGAUCUCCCUCUAGGAUGUGAUAGAUCUCUUCUCUCUUCUGAAACAACUCAACACUGCUCUAGUCUUCUCAACCUGCCAGUCUACUCAGUGGUUGUUUCUCUCCUUGGAGUGCCCCAAUUUUAUAUUCUCAGGGGCCAAGGCUAGGUCUGCAACCCUCUGUCUCUGAAACACUGGGAGCCACAGGUGCCUAAUUGGGAGCCAGGGCAUGAGAAAGGGGGUGGACAAGAUUCUUCUGUUUCUCCUCCACCACUCAAACCUCUUCACUACUUUUCUAGUCUCUCAGAGGCUCUGUCAGUCCUCAUCCUAUGAGAAACUAGUGGGUUGCUGCCUGAUGACAAGGGGAGAUUCUCAACCCUCAGUCAUGCUGCCUUCUUCUCCACCCUCAGCGGGAUUCACCCUCUCAUUCUCCGGCUCCUGGGCCCCAUUUUAGGGUCAGAGGUGAGGAGAAAAUGGGUGUUUCUUUUUUUUCUUCUAAUUUUUAGUAUAACCAAAAAUUAUCCAGAAUGAGCACAUGCCCCUCACCCCAUUCCACCCCUGUCCCAGCAAGAAUGGGAUGGGCACAACUGGACUGGGGUCCCUUAACUGCCCCCUUCUCUGCUCAGCUCCCAUACAUAGGGUAGGAGGGGGCACUUUUCUCCUGGCUACUGCAGAGACCCUUGGCUAUUUGGGUAACCUAGGAUUAGUGAGUGGGGGCAGGAGAUACAGCUUCACUGGAAGUGGAUUUCUCUUUCUACAAGAGUUCCCUGCCCAAGGCCACAGCCAUCCCACUCUCUGCUUCCUUGAUAUUCAAACCAAAGGCUGUUUUUCUAUAUUUAAAGAAAUAAAAAGAAAGUAAAAACCAAACACAACACCUCACAAGUUGUAACACUUGGUCCUCUCUCUCUUUUCUCUUUGCUUCCUUUUACUUCCAUCUUUCUUUCCACUUGACCUUUCCAUAUUGGCUCUUUUGCCUCCUACUUUUCUCACUCCCUACCAGGGAUACUUUGGGGGGAUGGUAAAGGGUUGGCUAAGGAACAGACUCUGGCAUUGGGGCUCUUAAGGGCUCUGUGAGGAGUCUGCCUUAUCCUCUUAUGGGAAAGAAGACCCUAAAAAAUUGUAUCCUUUUCUCCCUCCUUUGUCUCCCCCAUUAUGUGGUCUCCCCAAGGAGAACCCAGUUGGCAGGUAGGGGCAUUGUGGGAUGAGGGGUUAUUGUUCCUCCUUGACAAUGUAGCAAUAAACAUGCUGCCAAGUACAGAGGAUAGGGGAGUUAGCUUGGACAAGAGUGGUCUCCUGAAGAGGGAAGGGUCAUCUCAACAGCACCCUGGAUCAUUGUUUCAAGACGGCAGCAGAGCUGAAGUAAAUAUCUGGGGUUCCCCAGAACGGCUCUGGUUAUUGCAUUCCUUCCUGCUAGACCUCCUCCCUACCACCUCUUCUGUGUCUGCUGUGUAUUUGGUGUCACCUUAAAGGACUAGUCCCUUCUGGGGUAUCAGAGCCUUAGGGUACCCCUCCCCCUCCCUCACCCCCCGCAGUCAGCUUUGGCACCUGUAACCUCCCGGAACAUGAAGGACUAUGCUCUGAGGCUACAUCUGUGCCCAUGAGAGCAGAGACUGGAAGGGCAAGACCAGGUGCUAAGGAGGGGAGAGAGGGGCACUCUGUCUCUCUCCAGACCAUCACUGCACUUUAACCAGGGUCUUAGGUACAAAAUCCUACUUACCAGAGCCUUUCAGCUCUGGAACCUCAAACAUCCUCAUGCUCUCUCCUAGCUCCUUUUGCAUUUUAAAAAAAAAAAAAAGAAAGAAAAAAAAAAAGAAAGAAAGAAAAGGAAAAAAAUAAAAACAACCACACUGAAACCUAAAUGGAGAAAAGAGGUGUUUUCCUUUUAUAUUGAUAUUCAAAAUCAGUACCACAAAAAAUUUCUAAAUAGACAUUUUUCCAGACUUUGUUUUUUCAUGUGUCUAAGCUGCAGAUGAGAUUUUGUAACACUUCUGGCAGCUUCUUUCCUUAUGUACAUAAUAUAUAUAAUAUACAUAUAUUUUUAAUCAGAAGUUAUGAAGAACAAAAAAGAAAAAAAAUAAAGACAACACAGAAGCAAGUGCAAUACCACCUCUCUUCCUCUCUCCCAGGGUUUCAUUUGUAGCCUAUGCUUGGUGUCUCUUUUGAUCCUUAUCUCUUCACCUCCUCUUCUCUUCCUCUGGUAUCCAUCCCCCCAUCCUUUUUUUUAAAACAGUUUUUCUCCUUUCUCAAGGGGAGCUAAACUAACUUUUGAGACUUAUUGCAAAGCAUUUUGUAUAUGUAAUAUAUUGUAAGUAACUAUUUGUGUAACGGAGAUAUACUACUGUAAGUUUUGUACUGUACUGGCUGAAGGUCUGUUAUAAAUAAACAUGAGUAAUUUAACACC
This is a messenger RNA of Choloepus didactylus (southern two-toed sloth), 5216 nucleotides long. It is a transcript of the gene IKZF4, whose product is annotated as IKAROS family zinc finger 4. Gene Ontology annotation, biological process: regulation of transcription by RNA polymerase II. The record is from RefSeq and is a predicted model, not a curated record. Lineage: Eukaryota; Metazoa; Chordata; Mammalia; Pilosa; Megalonychidae. Bases 536 to 2140 code for a protein of 534 amino acids. Gene Ontology annotation, molecular function: RNA polymerase II cis-regulatory region sequence-specific DNA binding; DNA-binding transcription factor activity. The transcript is spliced from 10 exons.